Etheostoma spectabile (orangethroat darter) is the source of this 4079-nucleotide messenger RNA. Its product is annotated as transmembrane protein 41A-B. The record is from RefSeq and is a predicted model, not a curated record. The transcript is spliced from 6 exons. The coding region runs from base 340 to 1167 and encodes 275 amino acids. Lineage: Eukaryota; Metazoa; Chordata; Actinopteri; Perciformes; Percidae.
CGAGCCUUCACAAACAGCAGCUGAAGAAGACCUACUCACAAAGUUCAGUUAAAUCCGCUAAAUCUGUUCACUGUCGUCUUUUGAGGCACUUUUUUUGAAGAUAUUAAAGUUACAGGAGAAAAUUACAAUAAACGAGGAGGAAACGAGAUAAAACGUGCUGUGUGAGAGGGUUACACAAAUGUCGACAUUUGUCCCUCGACAUUAAGAGAGUUGUAAGAGAGUCAGCGGCUGCCAUGUGAUCCGUCUGCCGGAGCCAGCCAGAAUGUCACCCGUCAUUUGUUGCAUGUUGCCCGAUUUCGAAGUUCGCCGGUGAACAGGGUAGCCUCAGCAGGGAGCAACAUGCGCUCCUUAGCGGGACUGGCUGCCAUUGUGGCCGCGGCAAGUGUCUUCCUCUACCUGCUGUCCACUCAUCUUCCCCCGGGACCGACGCACGCCCAGCCGGACUCAGAGGGGGAGGAACACGGGGUCAAGGAGUACAGCCUGAAGUUCCCGUCGGACCUGGAUGAGCUGCGGGAGCUCGCUGAGAUGCUCAAGUUUUAUAAAAGAGAGCAUCACGGGUACGUUCUGCUGCUGUUCUGCAGCGCCUACCUCUACAAACAGUCCUUCGCCAUACCCGGCUCCUCCUUUCUGAACAUGCUAGCUGGUGCAAUAUUUGGACCCUGGGAGGGCCUGGUGUUGGCCUGCCUGCUCACCACUGUUGGCUCCACAUUCUGCUUCCUGCUCUCCUCUGCGUUUGGAAAGCAGCACGUGGUUCGGUUCUUCCCGGAGAAGGUGGCCCAGCUGCAGCGGAAGGUGGAGGAUAAUCGUAGCAGUUUGUUCUUCUUCCUCCUUUUCCUUCGUUUCUUCCCUAUGACUCCUAACUGGUUCCUUAACAUCACCUGUCCCAUCCUCAACAUCUCUAUGCCCAUUUUCUUCUUCUCUGUAUUCAUAGGUUUGAUCCCGUACAACUUCAUCUGUGUUCGCACGGGCUCCAUCCUCUCAGAGAUCUCCUCUCUGGAUGAUAUCUUCUCCUGGGGGACGCUGGCCCAGCUCCUGGCCAUCGCUCUCAUGGCUCUCCUCCCUGGAGCGCUGAUCAAACAGUACAGCAAAGCUCACCUUGACGUGGGCGGCAUGGACUGUAACGGAUCCAGCAAGGCUGAUACCAGGCAGGACCGGAAGAGACGAUGAUUCUGGGAUAAAUGGGGACUCAUAGGGUUUAGGAUUGAAAAACCUCUCUCCACUGGUAGGCCUGUGACCUGUUGUCCACUUCAGCCUUGUGAUUUCAGUAAGGUCCCACCAAAGGCUCAUCAUACUUAAAGUAUGAUCUGUUGUGAAAGUUUGGAAGUGUCUGCAGGUCAUGUGACACCAGGCUUUAAGUCUACAGUUUCCCAAAGAUCUCUCAAUGCCAAUAUAUAGAGCGAGAGUUUUAGGGAAAUCUUCUGAGAUGGGCCCUAAAAUUCCGUAGAUUCAGAAUAAAACAAGGUCUUAAAAGUUGAGUUAAUUGGGCACUUAAAAGUGUCCAAUAGUUCACAUCCUAGAAAAGAAUUCUUUGAUGAUUAAUGAUAUAGUGAUACAGCAGCUUUAGAAAUAAUGAAAUUAUUUUGGUCAUCGUGACCUUGUAUUUGUUGGUGUUUAAAAAACAGUGGAAUGAUCCCAAAACUAUAUCUUCAAUUUCGGUGAAUUGUUGAGAUGAUGUGGAAAGUUAAUAAUGUCUCACUGACAUAAUCACACUGAUCUCAUUUGGAAUUCAUCCCAGGGCCAGCCAUGGGCUGACCUAUGAUGCAAUAACAUGUUAGUGAUCUGUUAUAGAUAGAUAGAUAGAUAGAUAGAUAGAUAGAUAGAUAGCAUUUUAUAGUGUGCGUAGACAUGGAAAGUUGUCUUUCAGUACAAUCGCCAACAAAUACAACACAGCAACCUAAAGACAAAAAGCUAAAACACAUAGGCAUCAUUACAAACAAAUAAAUAAAACAUGAAUAGAUAAUUAAUUAAUAUGAAGAGGGCCCUGUCCUGCAAGAGUGGUCUUAAAUAUCCAUAAAUAUAUGGAUAGAAGUGGGGAGAACUAUCACUUCCUCCUGUGUUGAUUCAGCAGAAAUAUUGACAGAGGAACAAAUGAGUGUUUCUAUUUGUUCUUUCUGCAGUCUGGGACCCUAUAGCGCCUCCCGGAGGGCAGGAGUUGACAUGGGAAGAGAUUUUGUCAGCCAGUCUGACGGUGUGCAGUCAGGCGGUGUUGUGGGUCAUUACGUUGUUUUGCACUUCUUUCUCGGUCGACCAUGUUGUAAAUUCGGACCUUCAGUCCAGUGCGUUUGCCAUUGUGCCAAGAUAUUACUAGAGCUUUAAAAGUAAUUUGCUCUGUGUAAUAAAUAUAAGAGCCUGACCCUGCUGUAGAGAAAUCUGUUACGUUAUGUUACACACUGAUACACUUAGGAGUUUGGAGAUCAGACAAAUACCCAGCUAGACAAUAAUGUCUUUUCUCACAUAUGUUUACUCAGUGACUCAGUAUGCAGCUGUUAUGGUUCCAGGAAUUGCAUGGAAAAAACAUUUUAGCACAUUUGGACUUUUAAAUGUCUCACGAUUGUGUGUGUCUCUGUCUUCUCCUUAAGUACUUACACACAUGUCUUAAUGUAGCUCUGUGCACAUAAGGUGUGAUCUUCUCAACAAAACUAAAUUGCUUACAUACUGUAAUUUGGGCCCAUGGCUUUUACUGUAGGCUUCUGUGGAGGGCUACUAACAGAUAAGGCUAGUUGCCUUGCUCAAAAGCACCUCGACAUCACCUGAAGGAGUUUACCAGUUCUUUUCUUCACUAGACUCCGAUAGACUGAAGGGUUUUACAGUGUAAAUGCUAAAUGGAUGCCAGUGGAACUUGGCAUAAAUACAUAUAUUUUUAACUUAUUAAACUUAUUUUUGAAUUUACAAAAUUCUAAAUGUUACUCUUUAAUAGUAUUUAAUUUAGAGUCUGUCAUGAGAAGAUUACACCGUGUGCUCCUGUGAAUAUGUGGCAUUUAGUGGGAUGUUGCACUUUAUGUCUGUGCCUGUCGGUGCAACUGAUUUACUGUUUAAGUUUGGAAUUGUACUAUGUAUUUAUUCUUAAAUCAGUAUUUUGCAGAGCAGAGAAGUUAUAGAGAAUGGUCUUAAGUUUUAGCUUCUUAUAAAGAAAAAAAUUUUGCACAAGGGACAACUUACUAGUUUUCUCGGAAUUCUGGUGUGACUGUGGCCCUGUUCCCAUCUGGCAUUAACAUGUGUCUGGGGUGAUCCCAUCACCAGUGGACAGCUCUAAGUACGUCUGUUCACGCCUGCCAUUAGGCAUUAGAUAAACAGUUUGCAACCAAUGUCUUUUUACAGAUCUACAUCAUCUAGUACCCGCUGAACACCACAAACCAUUGAAGCUAGAAAAAAAGGCUAGUUUUACAAAAAGGCACUUUAAAAAUACAGCGCUGCGCCAUCAGUGUCUGAUAUCCUAAACAAUAUUUUAACUUAUAAACACUUGAAUGCUACAUUUCAAAUGUUUAGUCACUUAAUUCAUUCAUAAUUAUAGUGUAUAAUGUUAGGAAUUACGCAUAGCUGAUAUUUUUUGAAUUAAGAGUAAAAGUACUGCAGGAAGCCAAAAGUAGUUAUAAUGUAUAGUAUUUUGGAUAGAGAUUAUUAUACUGUAGCCUGUUUUUACAGUUAUGUCCUGGAGUCACGUUUUUAUCCAUCAGUAUAGCUGCUUUCGGCAAAAACAAUAAAAAGGUUCUCGCUCUGUGAGCUUGGUGGUUCAUCUGUUGAUUGUGAAUGUCAAAAAGAUCGAAAGUGCAAAAAAAAAAAAAAAUCAAUUCUACUUCAAUUUUAAUCAGCACAGUCCAGAGGCGGGCUUGUGAAUAUUGUGGAAUUUGAAAAAAGAAAUACAAAAAACGUUUUUUGUUGUUGAAAUGUUGCUUCAAGUUUUAAAAGGCUACAUGUGGGUCUCAUCAAUGUUGUUCUUCUUUUCUUUGACCAAAAGUUAAAGAAAAAACUACUCCAAUGUUUUUUAGGGGAGACACACUCUUUUUUUAAUCCAACAUGUCAUGCACAAUGCAGUUUUUUGUGAAAUGUGUUAACAUGUAAUACAAUCUGUAAUGUCUAUU